AUUCUUGAAAUGAAAAUAAAUAUAUAAUUUAUUGUGCUAUGUCGACGAUACUCUACUCUUUCAUAGCCCAAAAUGAUUCAGUUAUCGCAGAUUACGCAACGCCACAAAUAUAUAACUCAGACAAAUCGGUAAAUCUAGACUUGAUUGCAAGAAAUAAUUUAUCAAAGAUCCCCAAAAACAAUUCCAACGGUUUCAACGUAAUUCUUGGACACUACUUUUUCCACCAUGUUAAAAACGGCCUUGUAUUAUCAUGUGUAACAUCAUCGGACGAAAACACCGAUCUUCCAAAAAAAUUUCUGGCGGAGUUGGAUUCAAAGAUUAAUAGUAAUGUGUUCAACAACACCAGUAACAGGAGCAGAACUCUGACUAAAAUGAUGUCUAAACUAGUGAAUGAGUACAAUAACACGAAUAUGAAGCUGAAAUCUAUCGAGUCUUCAUUGAUUUAUACAACUGACACACUCAGGGAAAACAUAACUAAUAUAAUGGAAAGAGGAGAGCUAAUCGACUCAAUAGUAACAAAGUCAGAUAACUUGAAGAGGGAGAGCAGGCUGUUUAGAGAUUCAGUAAAGUACUCAAACUCAUCAUUCAUAACAAAGUUUAUAAUAAAUAACAUAAAAAAUAAAAGACUAUAUAUAAUUUUAACAGUCAGCUUCGUUAUUAUAUUCUUCUACUUCUUUAUCGUUUCAGAAUCGGACUGAUUAACACCUAGCAUAAAAAUUCAUUGAAAAAAUUGGAUUAGGAUUUAAUAGUUUUAGAUAUGAAUGAUCUUGAUCCGGGAACUUCAUGUACCUUCUGAGGCAUACGGCGAGAUUCAAGAAACUCACAAAAAUUCAGAUGGAAGAGCAAUUAUAAUAAAAUGUAUAAAAUAACAAAUGUUUUAAUGAUGAAAAAUCUUACUCCGACGUAAAUUGUAAAAAUAAAUCUAAUUCUGCGAUGCUACAUCACCACUACCAGCAUCAAUUGUAACUUAACAUCACAAUUAUUUUAAGUAAUAAAAAU
This is a messenger RNA of Theileria parva strain Muguga, 999 nucleotides long. Its product is annotated as Synaptobrevin family protein. NCBI's taxonomy places the organism in Eukaryota, Apicomplexa, Aconoidasida, Piroplasmida, Theileriidae. The record is from RefSeq and is a predicted model, not a curated record. Bases 39 to 698 code for a protein of 219 amino acids. The transcript is spliced from 7 exons.